This is a messenger RNA of Lathyrus sativus (Indian pea), 1056 nucleotides long. NCBI's taxonomy places the organism in Eukaryota, Viridiplantae, Streptophyta, Magnoliopsida, Fabales, Fabaceae. The record is from the annotation of a GenBank genome assembly.
AUGGUUUCAAACAUUUAUUUCCUUCUCAUUUUAGUUUUUCUUUCAUCUUUUCGCUUCACUUUUGAAUCAAAUAUUCUUGAGUCUAAAUAUGUGAGUGUCUUUGAACAAAAAAGUCUUGAUUUAAAGUUGAGGGAAGCUGAGAGUAAAAAAAUUCAAAUAACUAUUAGUAAAGAUGGUAAUUCUAAUUUCACAACCAUUACAGCAGCUCUUAGUAGCAUUCAACCACCAAACAAUAGGAGAGUUAUUUUGUUGAUUGGACCUGGAGUUUAUAGGGAAAAAAUUGUGAUCCCCCAAACAUUACCUUUCAUAACUUUUUUGGGGGAGACAAGGAACGAACAGACUAUUUCUUGGAAUGAUUCAAGUUCUAUCAUUGGACGUGAUGGAGAUGCAUUGGGGACGUUCAAUACUCCAACUGUUGCUGUGAAUGCUGACUAUUUUAUGGCCAUCAACAUUACAUUUGAGAACUCUGCUUCAUAUUUUGGAAAGAAAGUAGAACAAGCUGUUGCGCUUCGCAUUUCUGGUAACAAAUCUGCUUUUUACAAUUGUACAUUCCGUGGAGUUCAAGACACUCUAUAUGAUCACAAAGGCCUUCACUUUUUUAAAAAUUGCUUCAUAGAAGGCUCUAUUGAUUUCAUCUUUGGUUUUGGAAGGUCCCUAUAUGAGGAAUGCACUCUAAAUUCAAUUGCUAAGAACAUAGGAUAUAUUACUGCUCAAAAGCGAUCAAGUUCAUCAUUAGAUACUGGAUUUUCUUUUAAAAAUUGUACUGUAAAAGGUACUGGACAAGUUUAUCUAGGAAGACCAUGGGGAGAAUAUUCAAGAGUCAUUUACUCUUACACCAAUAUGAAAGAGAUUGUUCUUCCUAAAGGAUGGGAAGAUACUAUGAAUGGAACACACUAUCCCAAAACAAUAUACUAUGGUGAGUAUAAAUGUAGCGGACCUGGAUCUAAUUUUUCCGGAAGAGCUCCAUGGGCACGUAAUCUAACCGAUGAAGAGGUUCAACCAUUUCUUGAAAUUCAUUUUAUUGAAGGAGAAACUUGGCUUAUCAACCCUAAUUAA